GCGCACGCGGUCCAGUACAGACAUGCACGCGGGUGUGUAGACGCGCAACCGGGCAGCGAGCGCUCGUGCAGGGAAAAGCGCGAGGAUGAGCAGGCGGGAGUGAACCCUAGAAGCGCGGUGCAGUCUGGGAAAAGAGAGGAAAGGCAUGCCUGCUUAGCGGAGUGUUUUUUUUUUUUUUUGUAUAUAAAAAAAGAGGGGAAUAAAUCAAACACACAGGCGCGCGCGUACACAGGAUCUUAGCCGAGCGGGGAGAUGAGUGGCGAGACGAGCUCGGAGGUGACGUCCCCCACCAGCGUCGGACAGAAGGAGCGAUAUUUCGACCGGGUGAACGAGAGCGACCCGGAGUACCAGCGCGCGCGCAACAUGCCGGCCGACCUGCGGCAGGACUUCAACAUGAUGGAGCAGAAGAAGAGGGUCACACACAUCCUGCAGAGUCCUGCGUUCAAGGACGAGCUGGAAGGUCUGAUCCAGGAACAGAUGAAUAAGGGAAAUCACCCAGCCGGCCUCCUCGCCCUGCGCCAGAUUGCCGACUUCUUCAUGGCCAGCUCCAUCGGAGGAUACCCCACCUCCCCCCUCAGUUUGGGCAUGGUGUCCCCCAUAAACGAUCUUUUCGCCACCGAGUCCGGCUCCAUGGUGAAGGGCGAGAAACAGGCGAGAUGUAAACUGGCCAGCCUCUACCGGCUCGUCGACCUCUUCAGCUGGGCUCACUUCUCCAGCGCCUACAUCACCGUUCGUGUCAGUAAGGAGCAGGACCACAUUCUCAUCAUCCCCAGAGGACUGUCAUUCGCCGAGGCUUCAGCUUCUAAUCUGGUGAAAGUGAAUAUCCUGGGCGAUGUGGUGGAUCAGGGCUCCACUAACCUCCGCGUCGACAUGGCCGGGUUCAGCCCGCACGCCGCCAUCUACUCCAUGAGACCGGACGUGCGCUGCCUCGUCCACUUGCACACCCCGGCCGCAGCAGCCGUGUCGUCCAUGAAGUGCGGCCUGCUGCCCAUCUCUCAGGAGUCGCUGAUCCUCGGAGACGUGGCCUACUACAGCUACCAGGGGAGUCUGGACGACAAGGAGGAGAGGGCGGAGCUACAGAAAGCGCUCGGACCCUCGGCCAAGGUGCUCGUUCUGAGGAACCACGGUGUGGUGGCUUUAGGAGAAACCAUCGAAGAGGCUUUCCACUACAUUUAUACCGCCCAGUUGGCCUGCGAGAUCCAGGUGAAUGCAUUCUCGUGCGCGGGGGGAGUGGAGAACCUCAUCGUGUUGGACUUGGAGAAGUACAAGAGCAGAACGCAGGGCGUGGCUGAGACCGGCGUGAACAUGGGCUCUCAGCAAAAGUGGAAAAUGGGAGAGCUCGAGUUCGAGUCGCUCAUGAGGAUGCUCGACAACCUGGGUUUCCGAACAGGCUACGCUUACCGUCACCCGGUGGUGCGGGACAAGCCGCGGCACAAGAGCGAGGUGGAGAUCCCAGCCACGGUGACGGCGUUCUCAUUGGACGAGCCGGCCGACCCGUCCCGCCUUCAUUUACGCCUCCUUCAGCAGCGGCAGCAGAGGGAGAAAACGCGCUGGCUCAACUCGCCCAACUGCUACACUAAGAUCAACGUGGCGGACGGAGGAGGCGCUGAGGAGAACGGCCGCGUCAAGACCAUGUGGAUGCGGUCCGACGAUGGCGGCAGCACCAGUGGCACUCCAAUCCGCAUCGAGGACCCGAAUCAGUUUGUCCCUCUGAACACGAACCCGGACGAGGUUGUCCAGAAGAGAAAUAAAAUCCGAGAGCAGAAUCGCUUCGACAUGAUGUCAGCCGGCCCACAGUCUCAGCUCCUGGCUGGCAUCGUUGUGGAGAGACCACCGCCAUACACAGGUGGAGACGAGGAAGAGGCCGAGUCUUUGCCGCCCAACCCCUUCAGUGAGCUCAGCGAGAGAGACCUGGACUAUAAACAACAAGUGGACCACCAACAGCUGGGGCUUGAUGAGGAGGAGCAGGAUCAGCUAACGUCUGAUGACGCUUCCACGCUUUCACCGUCUGCCUCUCAAACUCAGUCCCCACCACACACACCUGCUAAAGAAGAAAACCACACAAACGUCCUGCUGAACGGCAAAGGCUCGCACGACGACGAAGAAGAAGAGCUGAUAAAGCGUGUAGAGAGCGUGGAGAUCACGAGCGAGAAGAUCGAGGAGGUCCUCUCGCCAGAGAGCUCGCCCUCCAAAUCACCCGGCAAGAAGAAGAAGAAAUUCCGAACGCCAUCGUUCCUUAAGAAGAAUAAGAAGAAAGAGAAAGCGGAGGCCUGAGGGAUGAGCGGAAAAGGGAGCGGAGCCGCAAUCAGUCUGUCCACCCGUCAGUUUACCCUUCGUUUUUACAUUUAUUUUAAAAGGUUUGAAUUUCUUUAAAAAGUUUUUUUUUUUUUUUACACCAACCUUUGGCACAUUUUUUUUUGGGGGGGGGGGGGGGGGACAUGAGGGUGAUACAUUUAUGAAUGAGUGUCAAUUUUUCAAGAGAAAAAGCUGAAAAUUACUCAUCCAAAUGGGUUCUUUCUCAAAAUGCGCGCACACACACACACAUCUGGUAAACACAAUGCCAUGUCCUAAAAAAAAUCACUGUUAUUAAUUGUUUGUUAGUGUGUGUGUAUGUGCUGUCAUGUUAGAAUUUUCUCCUCCCAAGACACGCAAAUGUUAUUGAGUUGUGUUGAUGGCUGUUAAUCCAGUUUUACUCACACACACACACACACAAUCACGUUUUAGUGAAGUGUAUCUCAUCGUAGCAUCAUUCACCUUUUAGCCCUUUUAACCCUUGUAGUUUUUUUUUUUCUUUUAACGUUUUAUACUCAUUUCUACACUUUUACUGAGAGCCUUCUAAUUUUUUUCCUUCUUCUCUCUAAAGCUGAUCGUGUACGCUGGAUGUUUCUCCAUUUUAUAACUCGAAUGACUAAAACAAACACGUAUGUGAUUAUAUAUAAAAGUAAACUGGAUGCGUGAGAAAGUAACGGUUUAUUCUUCUGCCGCACUUUUAACGUAGUGUAUGUAUUAUAUAUAAACAGAUACUCGUGCAUACAGACGAUUUCGAGAGAUUUGCAGGAAGUUGGCGGGAAAAGAAAGUCCGGGAAGGAAAAUACAAUGGGAUUAAGCAAAGAAAAAAAAUAUUUUUUUCUAUAUAUAUAAGCGAUUAUAUAUUUGUAUCUUUUUUUUUUCUUUGAACAAAGUUUAAUAAUUGCGUCCUUUUAAACAGAGAAAGGUGAAAUCUCAGCGUGACUCCUUUUUUGGGAUUUUCUGAAAAGAUUUCUUUAGUUUGAUGUAAUAGCAUGACGGAAGUUGUUGAGCUGCUUGCUAUUUGGGAAAACCUUUGUGUCACCAUGAUGUCAAUCCUGCAGCAGCUUGACAACGCGACAAAACAAAGGGCACAUUUAAAAACUCCUGAAAGCAAAUGAAUUUGCACGACUAAUUCAUUAAAUAAAUAAAAAACACACAUGCACACAAUCCAGAAAACUUAAAAAAUAAAAAAAGUCAUGAGUUUUCAGGCAGCUUCCUCAGUUUUCUUUCUCUGAACUAUAAAAUUGAAAUGACUUUUAUUAAACCCCGUCCAUCCCACACCCCAAUUUUUUGCCCAGAAAAAAAAAUACACUAAAAUGUAAGUGUUUGGGGCAGAUUUCUGAGACAUAAUCUCCAAAACUGUAGCAACAUUUCAAUAAAUUAUGUUUAUAUGCGUAAUUAAAGAGGUGAAAAACUGGAAUUACGCUACCCCAAGCAGCUUUUGAUGAACACAUUUGCGUUUGAAUAAGGAAUGAAAAGGAGGCGUCUGGAGGCAAUCGAUCCCAGCGAGCAAUGUGAAGUGAAUGUGCAGGCGGGGUCAUCUCUUAUUUGUGUAAAUAGCGCGUGGCUUUCAGGCACUGCCAAGUGAACUUCGAGGCUGAGCAAAGUGGCGAGAUUGGACGGACAAGAAGAAAGAAAAGCUCAUGCAUGUUUUAUUGCUGUAUUUCUGUUUGCGGUUUAUUUUCCUUCAUUUUUUUAAAUUUAGUUUACAGAGAUUUACACAUUUUAUUAACCACUUUAUGAGCGUUAAAUUUUAAGUUUUCUUGCUCUGAUUGGAGGCUGUUUGCACCUUUUUUUUUAUUCUAAAAAAAACAACAAAAAAAAAAACGUGCUUAUUUUCUCUGUUUCUUUUUUGUCUUUGGCUUUGGCAUGCAAGUGUGUGAGCCGAACCUCGUGACCUGUGAAGAAAAAAAUUACAACAUAUAUAAAUUGUAAUCUAAUGAACUCGCUUUAGAUUAUAUGGCUAAUCAAUGUAAAUUCACAAAUAAAAAAAAUGCUAUUUUAAGAAAA
Molecule: messenger RNA, 4299 nt
Organism: Clarias gariepinus (North African catfish)
Lineage: Eukaryota; Metazoa; Chordata; Actinopteri; Siluriformes; Clariidae
Gene: add3a
Product: adducin 3 (gamma) a
Exons: 15
Coding region: 253-2274 (673 amino acids)
Biological process (GO): barbed-end actin filament capping
Cellular component (GO): plasma membrane; cytoskeleton; postsynaptic density
Molecular function (GO): actin filament binding
Source: RefSeq, a predicted model, not a curated record